CCCCCCCCCCCCCCCCCCCUCUCUCUCUCUCUCAAUUGCCGUCUUUCACUCUCGUCGGUCUGCUCUGCGGAGGAAGCAGCGAUUUCAGCCACCCAUCGGCACAAAGCGCGACAGCGGCUUCAUCAUUAUUUCCCGGCUUCAGCAUCCAGCGACCCAGCAGGUGACUGAAAUCAGUUGAUUUAUGAAUGAAAAAUGAAGCUUUUUGAUGCACAUUGCCAUAUCCAAGAUCCAAGGAUCCUAAACAUGGUCCCGAAUAUCAUUAGGAGCGCCGUGGACAGAGGAGUGGUCCAUUUUGCAGUGAAUGGUGUGUCGGAGAAUGAUUGGCAGACGGUAAAAGAGAUCAGCAAAAACUAUCCAAGCGUGGUUCCCAAUUUCGGGCUCCACCCUUGGUUCAUUUCUGACAGGAGUCCCAAUUGGCUAAAGACACUAAAGGAAUACUUUGAGGCAACACCAGAAGCUGCAGUUGGUGAGAUUGGUUUGGACAAAGGAUCAGUUGGAAAGAAGAUCGAUUUUCGUGAUCAGGUUGAAGUCUUUAGGCAGCAACUUUGCAUUGCCAAAGAAUUGAAAAGACCCGUUUCUACCCAUUGUGUCCGUGCUUAUGGGGAUCUUCUGGAGAUACUCAAAUCUGAGGGCCCCUUCCCUAAUGGCAUCAUUCUUCAUUCUUUUCUUGGGUCUGCAGAAAUGGUUCCUGAAUUUGCUAAGUUAGGUGCUUACUUCUCGUUCUCGGGGUUUCUGAUGUCUCUAAAAGAAAGCAAGGCAAAGAAAAUGGUGAGAUCAGUUCCACUGGAAAGGAUAUUGUUGGAGACCGACGCACCCGACGGGUUUCCCAAACUAUGCAACAGUCUAGAAGAUACUUUGGUUUUGACAGAAGAGGGGAGUGAAGAGAGGCUAAACCACCCUGCUAAUAUUAAAGCUGUACUUGACUAUGUGGCAUCUUUACUUGAAAUGAGCAUCGAGAAACUCGCAGAUUGACAUCCUGGGGUUGGGGUUAAAUGGGGCUAAUCGUGGUUGGUGAAGAGGAUGUGCUUCUAGGUGAAUUUUGGAAGCUUGUCAAAGGAGGAAGUGUUCGACGGGUUGAAAAGGUAACAACGUCUCAACGUAGCAUGUUUUAUGAUGUGUAUCUGUAUCUCAUACAAAGGGAGAUAGUUCCCAAGAAAGGAAGGUUAACCAAAGUUGUUAAGAUAGUGAAGAAAAAUAUUGCCACAAUGUAAAACAACACUAAUAGUUAUAGCUUUACGAAGAACUUGAGAGAAGAGAUCGUGGGAGUAAUAAGCCGCAGACUUCCCUUAAUUUAUUGUCACACGGUUAGUCUCUUGUACUUCUAUGCUUGUUCUGGUGGAUGAAGUCUUUCGCAUAAGAGAGAUGUGUGUUGGACGAGUUGUCGUGUGUUUUGAGUGAUAGUAUAUCAUGUUCUAGCUAACAGAAAAAAGAAAAGAAAAUGUCCAAACGUGUGGUCAUUGGGUUGGGUAAUAUGGUGCGGCUUUGUAAAUGUUGGUAUGAUUGGCCUGCCAUAAUGCAUGGAACACAGAGGGGCAUAUCUUCACU
Cuscuta campestris is the source of this 1545-nucleotide messenger RNA. The record is from the annotation of a GenBank genome assembly. NCBI's taxonomy places the organism in Eukaryota, Viridiplantae, Streptophyta, Magnoliopsida, Solanales, Convolvulaceae.